Messenger RNA from Hemicordylus capensis (graceful crag lizard), 14221 nucleotides. RefSeq names its product contactin associated protein 2 (gene CNTNAP2). The record is from RefSeq and is a predicted model, not a curated record. The transcript is spliced from 24 exons. Lineage: Eukaryota; Metazoa; Chordata; Lepidosauria; Squamata; Cordylidae. Bases 1044 to 5015 code for a protein of 1323 amino acids.
GAAGGAGGGGAGAAGUCAGCAAGAAGGGGGGCGAACCCCCUCACCCCACCCCGCUGCCUUUUUGGUCUUCGAGAAAAGGAGGCGAAACAAGGAGGAAAACGCCCCUCAAGGUUAAGGCGACUAAGCGUCCAACUUCAGCACCACGGCCAGCGACGUCGGCGUUGCAGAUGAGAGAGUGCGGACGCCUCCUCCUUUCCCCCCUCGUUCGCCACUCCUGCGUGGACCUCAGUGCGAGGGGUGGGGGCUGGAGGGAUGCUCCUUUUGCUUUUGGUUUGAAACUAGAGGAGUGAGAGAGAGUUGGGGAGGGGGCUUUCCCAGCCGGCGAAGGCUGCACGGAGGAGGAGGAGCCGGAGAAGGCUCAGAAGCCGAAGGAGGGGAGAGGAGGGGAGGAUUUUCCCAUCAGCUCUCACUCCCCGCCCCCCGCCCGCUCUCUCUAGGCUGCUGGUGAUGCUGCUGCUAGUCGUGGCGGUGGCAGUGUUUCCUCCUGCUGGCGACUGAUGGAUGUAGGAGGAGAGAGCCUCUGAGGCAGCUCCUCUGCGGCGGGAGUGUCUCUGAGUCGCGCUGCCUCUGCCUCGCGGAAGCUGGCUGCCCGCUUCGUUCGCUGGCUACCUCUGCCCGUGCGCUCCGGGGGUGCAUGUAGCGACAGAGCCGAGCAGGGAGGCGAGAAGCCGCUCUCGGCGGCAGCAGCCCGCCGCUGUGCGCCAGGAAGGGCUCAGCUGCAGUGCUUCCCGCCCCAGCAGCCAGAGACGCUGCUUUGCGCGCUCCCGCUGAUACCCCUCGCCAGCCCCCGGGGUGGCAUUAGCACCCUCCGCUUCAUCAGACUGCGUGGGUUGGCUGUCCCGUAGGGGAAGUAGAUCGAGGAGGAAUCCGCCAAAGUCUUGGGACUUUGCUUGGGAGGAGAGAGAGCGAGAGCGCUUGUUUCUUAUUCCCAAGGUGAAGAAGAUCUCCCCUCUUCUCCCACCGCAAGAAGGCAAAGAGAGGAAGGGUCCGGCAGCGACUCUGCACCUGGCGCCGUGGACUAACGGGGAGUCUGGAAGUACAGGAUGGUUGUGGUUCUCCGAGCCGGCUGCAGGGCAGCUCUCUUCCUGUGGAUUUUCAGCAACAUCAGCUGCAGAGCCCGGACAGCUCUCCCGUCCUCCCAAAAAUGUGAUGAGCCAUUGGUCUCAGGCCUAGCACCUUCCUCCUUCAGCAGUUCAUCAUCCUUGCCGUCUAUAUCAAAUGGCUACGCGCCAGGGUUUGCAAAGCUCAACAAAAGAGGGGGAGCUGGAGGCUGGUGUCCAUCAGUCAGUGACCAUUACCAGUGGCUGCAAGUGGACUUUGGCAGCAGGAAACAGAUCAGCUGUAUUGCAACUCAAGGCAGAUACAGCAGCUCUGAUUGGGUAACACAGUACCGGAUGCUUUAUAGUGAUACAGGGAGAAAUUGGAAGCCAUAUCAUCAAGAUGGAAAUGUUUGGGCAUUUCCUGGAAAUAUAAAUUCUGACACUGUGGUACGGCAUGAUUUACAGCAUCCAGUUAUCGCUCGUUAUGUGCGGAUAGUUCCUCUGGACUGGAGUGGAGAGGGUCAAAUUGGGCUAAGGAUUGAGAUCUUUGGCUGUCCUUACUGGGCCGAUGUUAUCAAUUUUGAUGGCCUUGUUGUAUUACCGUACAGAUUUGGACACAAGAAGAAAACACUCAAAACACUGAAAGAUGUCAUUGCUCUAAAAUUUAAAACCUCUGAAAGCGAAGGUGUAAUCUUCCAUGGAGAAGGCCAGCAAGGAGACUAUAUCACUCUGGAACUGAAAAGAGCCAAGUUGGUCCUUAAUUUAAAUUUAGGUAGCAACCAAUAUGGCUCAAUAUAUGGCCACACAUCUGUGACAACAGGCAGCCUCUUGGAUGACCACCACUGGCAUUCUGUAGUAAUAGAGCGCCAUGGAAGAAACAUCAACCUCACACUUGAUAGACACAUGCAGCAUUUCCGGAUCAAUGGGGAAUUUGAUUAUUUGGACCUGGACUAUGAGAUAACAUUUGGUGGCAUGCCUGUUUCUGGGAAGCCAAGUUCAAACAGCAGAAAGAAUUUCAAGGGCUGCAUGGAAAGCAUAAUCUACAACACCAACAAUAUCACGGACAUGGCCAGGAGGAAGAAAUUAGAGCCUUCUAGUGUGGUAAAUUUAAGUUUUUCAUGUGUGGAGCCCCAUAUGGUGCCUGUCUUUUUCAAUGCUACCAGUUUUCUGGAAGUACCCGGUCGCCCAAAUCAGGAUGUAUUUUCAGUCAGCUUUCAGUUUCGAACUUGGAAUCCAAAUGGACUUCUGCUGUUCAGCAGCUUUGCUGAAGGACUGGGAACAGUAGAGAUUGACCUGAUUGAAGGCAAAGUCAGCGUCCACAUUAAUGUCACUGCAGUAAAGAAGAAUCAAAUCGACAUUUCUUCAGGUGCUGGACUCAAUGAUGGGCAGUGGCACGAGGUUCGAUUCUUAGCAAAAGAAAAUUUUGCAGUGCUCACCAUUGAUGGAGAUGAAGCCUCGUCUGUUCGAAGUAACAGUCCUUUGAAAGUUUUAAGUGGAGAGAAAUACGUCUUUGGAGGUUUUCUCCAGUUCUCAUUCCAAGGCUGUAUGCAGCUUAUUCACGUGGAUGAUCAGCUGGUGGAUUUGCAUGCAGUGGAGCAAGGAAAGCUGGGAAGCUUUGCCAAUGUCAGCAUUGAUAUGUGCGCCAUUAUUGAUCGAUGUGUGCCCAAUCACUGUGAGCAUGGAGGCAAAUGCACCCAAACAUGGGAUAGCUUCAAUUGCACCUGUGAUGGAACUGGAUACAGUGGAGCCACAUGCCAUAACUCAAUUUAUGAACUCUCCUGUGAAGCAUAUAAACACUUGGGCAAAGCAACGGGUUCCUAUUGGAUUGAUCCAGAUGGCAGUGGUGCAUUGGGACCUUUGAAAGUUUACUGCAAUAUGACAGAGGACAAAGUAUGGACUACCGUGAGUCAUGACUUGCAGGAGGAAUUUCGAGUAGUGAGCAACAGACCAGAGAAGCACGCUUUGCUACAGCUUAAUUAUAGUGCCACCAUGGAUCAGAUCUCAGCCAUCACCAGCAGCGCUGAGUAUUGUGAGCAGUUUGUCUCCUACUCCUGUAAACAGUCAAGACUGCUGAACACCCCAGAAGGUAAUCCGUAUAGCUGGUGGGUUGGAAAAGCCAAUGAGAAGCACUACUACUGGGGUGGCUCUGGACCAGGCAUUCAGAAAUGUGCUUGUGGGAUUGAACGCAACUGCACUGAUCCCAAGUAUUACUGCAACUGUGAUGCUGAUCCUAAACAUUGGAGCAGAGAUGCUGGGCUCCUGUCUUACAAAGACCACCUACCUGUCAUCCAAGUUAUGGUGGGAGACAUUUCUCGGCCUGGCUCUGAUGCUAAGUUAACUGUGGGCCCUCUGAGAUGCCAUGGAGACCAUAAUUAUUGGAAUGCAGCAUCAUUCAUUACUCCGACUUCAUAUCUCCACUUCUCCACUUUCCAAGGGGAAACCAGCGCUGACAUUUCUUUCUACUUCAAAACGUCAGCCCCUGAUGGAGUGUUUCUUGAGAAUCUGGGGAACACAGACUUCAUCAAACUUGAGCUGAAAUCGGCAACAGAUGUGUCCUUUUCAUUUGACGUUGGAAAUGGUCCAGUCGAGAUAAUUGUGAGGUCACCGACCCCACUCAGUGAUGACCAGUGGCAUCGAGUCAUGGCUGAGCGGAAUGUCAAACAGGCCAGCUUGCAGGUGGAUCAGCUCCCAAAAGAAAUCAGGAAGGCACCCACAGAAGGCCACACCCGACUAGAGCUAUAUAGCCAACUAUACGUUGGUGCCGCAGGUGGACAGAAAGGAUUUCUGGGCUGCAUUCGCUCUCUAAGAAUGAAUGGGUUGACACUGGAUCUAGAGGAGAGAGCAAAGGUCACACUAGGUGUGAAACCUGGUUGCUCAGGCCAUUGCACAAGCUAUGGGAUGUACUGUAAGAAUGGUGGGAAAUGUGUUGAAAAAUACAAUGGCUACUCCUGUGACUGCUCCAAAACAGCGUAUGAUGGUCCAUACUGCAAAAAAGAUGUCGGAGCGUUUUUUGAAGAAGGGAUGUGGCUCCGGUAUAACUUUUCAUCUGCAGGGAUCAACAUAAAGGACUCCAGUAGCAGAACACUCCUAAGUUCAAAAGAACCUGAGAACACUGUGUCAGACCUGAGCCUGAAUAAAGAAGAGCUCAGUUUUAGCUUCAGCACGAGCAAAGCCCCCUGCAUUCUUCUGUACAUCAGUUCUUACUCCCAGGACUACAUGGCAGUGCUUGUAAAUCCCUCUGGAAACUUACAGAUUCGCUACAGCCUUGGAGGCACCAAAGAGCCAUAUAACAUCAAUGUAGAUCACAGGAAUGUAUCAAAUGGACAACCACACAGCAUUAACAUCACACGGAAAGGGAAGGAUAUCGUUCUUCAGCUGGACCACUACCCCCCAGCAACCUACAGCCUGCCAGGAACUUCAGGCAGUUCACCAACAUUCAGCUCGCUAAAGUCACUCUUCCUAGGAAAAGUAAUAGAACUUGGGAAGAUUGAUCAAGAGAUUCAUAAAUACAAUACACCAGGAUUCUCUGGCUGCUUGUCCAGAGUACAGUUCAACCAGAUUGCCCCACUCAAGGCAGCCUUGAGACCAACCAACAUCUCCUCUCGCAUCUACACAGAAGGGGAACUUGUGGAAUCCAACUGCGGAGCAAAUCCACAAACCAUUCAACCAAUGUCUUCAGCUACAGACCCUUGGCAUUCCGACUCAGGUGCCAAUCUCCCAUACGAUGGUCAAGUGAUUGCAGGUGGCGUUAACAGGAAUUCAGCAAUUAUUGGAGGUAUCAUUGCUGUUGUGAUCUUCACUAUCCUCUUGACGCUGGUAUUCCUCAUUCGCUACAUGUUCCGUCACAAGGGAACCUACCACACCAAUGAAGCCAAAGGGGCAGAAUCUGCUGAGAGUGCUGAUGCGGCCAUCAUGAACAAUGACCCCAACUUUACGGAAACCAUUGAUGAGAGCAAAAAAGAGUGGCUUAUUUAAAACGGGUGGCGGGGGGAGCAGAAGGCUUGGGAAGAGGGAUUGGGGUGGGUUUGGGGAAGACUUUUUCAGCAAGAAGAGAGCUCUCUUACAGACUCUUGAGCACAUCUAGUUUAACAAAAACUGAGAUCAGCACAACUGGAGGAGCAAGGGACAGACUCUGAAACUGGAAAUAUGACAACAUUUCAGAAAAGUACUUUUUAAUAUUGAUUUACAGUGAAUCUCCCCUUCUUAUAUCCAUCUAACGGAAAGCAGCAUUUAAGAGGUUCAGCAUUGGUUCAUGCUUGUCAAUAAACACCUGUCGUCUUGUGUGUGGCUAGCAGUGUUCAAAAAUACCUGUGAUAACAAGGGCCACGUUUCUAUUUUUUUAAAGCCCUUUAAAAUGUAAAUAUUUCUCUCCAGACAACAGCAAAUCAAUCUCUGAAGCCUGGGACUGUUCUUGUCUAGCAUUCGUGCGUAGAUAGUUUCAUAGAAAGGAUACUGUAAUAGCUGGGUCUUGCUCACACAAUGUUUCAGCUAUUGUUUUAAUGUGUUUCAUAUGGGCAUACCUACACUACAGACUUGGCAUGAUUUAUCAGUCAUUUCAACAGAGAAUUCUGGGAACUGCUGAGUUUGAGACAGUGAGAAGAAGGCUAGAAUGUAAGGGUCCCUUCUGAUAUUAUCUUUAGUGGUAUGGGAGCUGCUGCAGGAUGCCUUGGUCACAUGAGGCCAUCUGGUAGGAACCCAUAUUGCAGCUCCUCCCCACACCAGCACUGCUACACCCUCUAGGGCUGGCAGUACUGACACUAGAAGGUUCAUUCUAUGUUAUCUCAGACUUCCAACAAUACAGAGCGGUACAGAAAGGAGUCACGCUUCAGUGGCUCCCACACCACUAAAGAUAAUGUUGGAAGAGCUCUAACAUAGACUUCUCAGUAUCCUCAGCAAGGCACAAUUCCCAGGAUUGUUUUUCAAAGGACCCUGGAGAAAAAUAAUAGUUAAACUGGUUUAAAAGUUAUAUAAGUUUGUUCUGUAGACCUGCUCUUUGAGAAAAAGAAAACUAGGGUGUUGGGUACACUUGCUGGCAGGAGGGCACCACAUUUUGCCUGUUUUCAAUCUUCCAUCAAUCUUCCAUCAAGUGUGCCAACACUUCAAGAUCUAUGUCUGAUGAGGGCACCUGAUAACAACUGUGUACAGUACUUAAUCAAUAAUGUUAAAAUACCCUUAUCAUUGUUAUCAGUGUCAGAGCAAAACAUUAUAAAGCACAGGAAGCCUUAUUUAUUUUCUUGCCCAAUUCUGAAGGAAGAACAUUCCAUUUAACUCUGUUACGACUCUGCCGAUCUGAGGUAAUCAUACCACAGCUGUUCUACCUGUGACAUAUUGGCGUAUGCUGUACGUAUGUAGACAUAAGCAUCGUAGUAGGGAAUUAGAACCAGAUUUUACAAGUUUGUUUGCUUCUGUUUGUAUCUAGGCUGUUACAGAAAUAUUACUACAGUGUUAGCAAAUACAUUUGAUCCGGGAGAUUUCAUGCAAUAUAUUUAUCUGCUAGUGGCAUACCAUUCUUCUUUAAAUCUCCCUCUGAAACCCUGUUGUGCAGGAUAUUGUGAAGCAGUUUCCUCUUGAGUUGAAAGGCAGAAAUGAAGGGACUGAAUAAUCCUGUGCAUAGUGAAACCUGCAGAAUUGCAGUCCCAGAGCAUUAUUUCUCUUUAAUGCACAGUUCCCCCCAGUCUAUCUCAUAAUCUAUUUUAGGGCACUUUGAGGGCAGAUAAGGCAAUAACUAAUGCUUCAGGGAUAUGGAUCAUAUCACAAAAGUAGAGAGAGCUGGGGCUAAUCCACUUGUGUUUCUCUAGCAAGCCAUGGUUGUGUGAAAGGGCUGCUUCAGAGCAAAUCUCAUGGCUUGAGCUUUCUUAUAUGAAUGCAGUAUUUACCAAUGGAAAUGUGUUCAUCAAAUUAUGAUGGAGGCCAUUUUUACACUAUAUGCUUACAUUGGUUUCAAACUGGAUUAACUCUCAAAACGUCCCAAAGAACUUUGGGAGUCAUCAGAGUGGGUUCUUCAAUGGCUCUUGCCCUUUCACAGAACUGCAGCUUCCAGAGUCCCCUGGCUGAGAUCUCUGACAGUUAAACAGGUAUGAAAUUGGUUCAAGUUUUUGUAUUGUAUACAAGCCCAAUAUUCCUUGAUCACUACCACCAUCGAUUCACCUUGCAAAUUGGCCUUUCCUUUCCAGUAAAGACAGGAUCACCCACAAUCUUGUUUGAUGGCAGACAAUUUUUAAAAAGUAAAAUCCCAUUGCUAAUGAGAUUCUCCACUGACAAAGUCUUAUGGAAAGUUGUGUAGCACAAACUAAUGAAGAUAUGAUUGUAUGGUCUCUUGCUUAUCAUGUAUUUUUAAAAAAUUAAUGAUUUCUUGUGAAAAGGUUUUAUGCCUAUGAUGGCUGUGGAUCCAUGUAAUCCAUCUGCUCACAAUUUUGGUAUGCACAGCUUUGAAACAUUUCUAUAUCCUUCUAAGAACUGGAAAUCCAAAAUAACAUCAAUGUACUAAAGAUGCUAUUCUAUUUUAGUUGAGUCCUCACUUAUUUUUCUGGGGAAUGGAGGGGAGUGCAAUAGUUUAUAUACUGCAAAAACCCUGCAAAUCUGGAAAGAGAACUUCAUUGACAAAUCAUCUAUAGUGUUCUCGUGUGUGUAGGUGAAUGUAUCGGUUUGCUUUCUUCUCUCAAAUAGUUUUCCUGGUAUUUGCUGAGAGAUACAGCAUCAGAAAGUUGAGGGAGUGGAAGGAAAUAGACUAUAAGCUAUUCACACAAGCAGCCUAGCCCAGGCUUGGGCAGUUCAGCCUUGGGUUUGAGCCUGAUCCUGGCGCUGCCCUCCUGCCCAACCCAAUUGCUACCCCAGCCUUUAGUCAGGGUUAAAGGUGUGAGUGCGCCCUUAACUCUGGUGCCGGGGUUGUGUGUAUGCUUAGGCUGCAUGCAACCCGAGCAUACAACAAGCCGGACAGCAAGAGCACCUGGCUGAGGGAGGAUCCCUCAAUGCCCCAGGCUCCUCGCUCUGCUUGCUUGGGGAGAGUGUUGAUUGUGUGCAGGGAGGAGCCUGCCUCUUCACCAGCCCCCCUGUCCACUCAGAUAAAAGGUCAUGUGCACAAUCUCUAUGGCUAGGAGGUCAGGGAGUCCACAAAUUUCCAUUCACCCUAGGAAUAGCACAGAAGAAUGUCACUGCUUUCCCCUGCUUUAGCAAGCCAUCUGUGUCUUUUGUCACAUCAGCAACCUGCUCUUUCCUUGCAUAGCCAUCUGCAUGCUUAGCAUAAUCAUCCAACAUAACUUGCACAAGGAAAGACUGCCUUGCUCAGCAAGCCUGAGAGCCAAGGGUUAAGAACUGAUGUAGAGAUACAAAAGUAAGCAACAGCCAGCACAUCUACAACACACCCACAUAUUUGGUGGACAUAUUGCUAAUAAAUGGACCUAACUGAUUUGCUUUCCCCAUUUCCCAAACCUGAUGAGAACUUUUCACCUGACCUUCAUUGCAACAGAGAUUUGUGUGUGUGCGUUGGCUUUUUAAUGAAGAGUUCUCCUUCCAUAGGAAGGCAGAACAUGUCAUAAACGUGCAUUAUGACAACUUUCUCAGUCUACAAAAUCACCUUCCUAAUCCAAAAAGCUCUUCUUUUAUUAAUUUUUGAAAUCUUAAUCCUUGUGAGAGCCACAUUAAUAAAAGUCCUUCUCCUGAAAUUGGAAGGGAGAAAGGAUGGGUUUAAUAAGAGUGUGAGUGUGAAUUUGCCUUAUUGGUUUCUUUUUAAAUUUAUCUUGAAGCUCUUUCAUAUGAUGAAAUGGCCAUUAUGGUGGCUGCUUUAAAUCCAACUGCAAGGGGGCUUUUCUAUGUGGACAUCAGUUUGCCUAGAAAUAUCAUGUGGAAACUUCAUAGUACAGCAGGUAUACAUUCAGACACUGUCUCUAUAGCCCUAUGUAAAAAAUAAAAGUGCAGUUCAUUUUGCGUGGGUGGGGUGUGGGGAGGAAAAGAUGAGUUAGGAACAUAGGAAGAUAGGAAGCUGCCAUAUACUGAGUCAGACCAUUGGUCUAUCUAGCUCAGUAUUGUCUUCACAGACUAGCAGCGGCUUCUCCAAGGUUGCAGGCAGGAAUCUCUCUCAGCCCUAUCUUGGAGAAGCCAGAGAGGGAACUUGAAACCUUAUGUUCUUCCCAGAGUGGCUUCAUCCCCUGAGGGGAAUAUCUUGCAGUGCUCACACAUCAAGUCUCCCAUUCAUAUGCAACCAGGGCAGACCCUGCUUAGCUAUGGGGACAAGUCAUGCUUGCUACCACAAGACCAGCUCUCCUCUCAUGAUAUCAUGAUUGUAGGCCCUUCACACUCCAUGCAGCCAAUGUCCAUAUAUUAAUUGAAACAUUUAUAUAGUAGCCUAUGGGGGUAGGCUCUAACCAGAAAAACAGGGUAUAUAGAUUAUAUAAUUUGAAGCUUCACAUGUCCCAAACCCAGAUAAACUAUGCUUGGAUACCAGGCCUUAAUGUGUAGCAUGGGCCCCCUUUCCCCUCCUCCUGUGACCCUAUUCAAUUUGGGGGGAAAUGGGAAAUUUGUGGGGGGGGGGUUAGCUUCUUCCAACUCCCUUUGCUUAAGCUUCCAGUUCUGGCUGCCUGAUUUGUAUCAAUAGCCAGCUAUGACCGUAUGGCAAGUAUGUGCAUUAAUUAUACAUGUGUGUGCUGACAGAUGCCUUUUAGUCACUAUUCCCUGUCCCUGGGAUUUACUGCCAAUUCUUCUAUGCACUCUGGAGACCAGAGGCCUAGCUCAUUUACUCAUCUCUGUUCUGGGGUCUGCAAAUCUGAUUGACACCUCUGGUUCCCACUAGCACUGGAAUCAAAGAUGUCCCUAAUUAUUAUGGUGUUUGUUCCUCCUUGCCACACUGUAUUCAGUUCCUCCUGCUUAUGCAAAGGAAAUACUAAAGGGGAUGAGCACCUUUCCCUCAACAAGGAGCUAGCUCACUCACUCCCUUAUUGGACUCUUAUGGUAACUUAAAAGAAAGAUACGUUUUAUAUAGUCAGAGUACAUUUCUGAGCAUCAGUGUAUAUGGGGAAUUGUUCCCCAUGGACUCACUUCCGUAUUUAUAUGAAGGAUGGGAGCAUUAAUGUGAAAUACACAGUUCUUCUUUGAGAAAUCCAACAUGUGGCACAAAGUUCAACUUCCUCGCAGUGUCUCCGAAUAUUUUGUUUUCUGGUGCCAGCUCUGAGCAGGCACGAUGGAAUUCUAGGACUUGUAGUUCUUGAGAAAGAAAGCAUCUCUAUCUCUUCUUCCUUCCUCUAGAGUAAAACCUGAAACAGCAAAUCACCAUAUAAAAUGUUACUGGUUCUGUUCUGCUUCUGAUUGUGAGAUUUUUCUCGAGUCAAUGUCUGAACACCCCACAUAACUAGGGAAAUGUUUGCAUGAUCAUCCUCACACAUGAGCUAGAUUUAGUUUUAUUUUAUUUUUUCCUUAAAAGUAAUAGGCUUGCCACCUAGUCCCCAGACUCUAGUAAUGUGUACCCUUUUUUACACACACACACACACACACACACACACACACACACACACACACACACAAACACACAAACACACAAAUGCAUGCAGGUUGAACACAUAAGUGAGGUGAGGCUUGCAUCUGUAAUCUCCCACCAUAUAUACAAAGGCAUAUAAAAGGGUGGGCAUUUUGUGUGUGUGUGUGUGUGUGUGAAUGUAUCCAUCCAAUACCUGGUGCUAGAUCCAGGCACCCAUUUUCAUGUCCCCAACAAGAGAUCAAUGCUUCAGCCAGCCAUCUGUUCAGCAGAGAGAUCAGGGUCAACAUUGCUCUCCAUGCAAUCAUUGCAUUUUCCCUUGAAUUUAUGAAACUGCUAUCAUCAGUUAACUAUGUGAUUAAUUAUCAUGGAUUAUUUCACCUUGUCUCAUACUGCGAGAGUCAGUGUGACAUAGUGGGCAGCAGUGUUCCCUCUAACAGGGAUUCCCAGAUGUUGUUGAUUACAACUCCUAGAAUGCUCAGCCAUAAUGGCUUUUGCUGGGGAUUCUGGAAGUUAUAGCCAACAACAUCUGGGAAUCCCUGUUAGAGGGAACACUGGUGGGCAGGCUAAAUGUUGGACUUAGACUGGGAAGAUAUGGGUUUCAAAUACUGAGAUACGACAGAGUAGAGUAUGGUUUGGCAUAUUGGUUUCUAGCUGUUAAUCUUGGUGAAAAUGAAUAAACAUGUGUUGAAUAUUAUUUUGCAAGAGGCUCCUCAGAGAAAGAUGCUAAAGCAAGCCAAACUGAACUUCAUUUCAUUCAAAAUUAUAGAUGGAUUUCCCCAGUGCUUUUGUAACGAGACAAUGGGGGAUGGCGUGGGGAGAAAGAAGGGGAUAAUCUGUAUCAACUUGCUGACUUCAGUUUUACUGACAAAUGUAUAGAUAUUUUUAUGGAGAUGUUUCUAAGUGGCCUUUACAUUGUCCUGUUCUAGCUUCUCAUUUUGCACAGUAAUUAAUCCCACAAUUAUUUAGAAGCUACAGAAUAGCUGUAGUUACAGGCUGCGAUGUUUAGGCAAUGGUCUGUUGCUAUUAGGGUUUGGGGAGAGGGGAUAGCUGGGUUUAUAAUAAACACAAUCUGCAUGGUCUGGAUUUGUUUUCUCUGAGUCUCAUUUUCCUUUUGAAUUAGUGCUACUUUGUCAGGAACCUAGUUUCAGGUGGAGUGAACCCUUUUGUACUGUGUCUGUGAAAUCUGUCUCUCAGACUGAUUGAAUUUCAGAGAAUAUUCAGAAAUCUGGUAUAUUAAAGUCCAGGGCAAUUUGCCACAAACUAGGGGUUCAGGGUAAAUUCACAUGACAUAGUCCUAUGGCAGUGAUUCCCAAACUUUUGAAACCUGAGGCACAGUUUGUUUUUCUCUAUUAAAAUGGGGUGCAUGCUUCAUUCAAAAGAUGCACUUUCUCAGCCAGAAUAAUUGGUGGCAUUCUCCUUGCCAUUACAUUAACAAGCCCAGUUAAUAUUGCCCACUGAUGAGCAAUCAAUGAUUUUUCUGGGUUCCCCAAAACCUGUCAGCUCUAGCACGGGUUGCAUCAGGGAAUCCCGGUAGAUCCUACCUUCUUCCUUUGGCUGACAUCUCAGUCUCUACACUGGCAGAGAGAGGGUUAGAUUGGUGCUGCACGGGGCUUCGCAGCUCUGCCCAGCAUAAAAUGGUGAUGCAUUCAACACGACUUAAUUUUUCAAGGCACACUUGAGCCACUCUUGUGGCACACUAUUUUGGCCUGUUGACACGGUUUGAGAAUCACUGUCCCUACAAGAUGGGAAAUGAUUGAAAGGUAAUUCAAUCAUUUAAUGACUGGGGAAAGGAGGUUUUUCUCACCAUUUGACAAAGUCUGAAAAUUCAGAGGCUGUGAAUCCCAUGGUUUUAGCAAUUUUCAACAAAAUAGGCACAAAGAAAAAGUCUUCUGUCCAUAUACUGAUGGGGAUGAUGACACUUUUAAGAGAUGAUACAAAAUGAAGUUCAGAGAACAGUUUGAGGGUGUGUGAUGUUAUCUUAACACUAGGCUGGCUUUAGCCUAGUCAGUGCCUAGAUGUGAGACUACCGGGGGGGCCCAUCUGAACUUCCAAAAGAGAUACUGCUCUUCAGUAUGUAUCUAAAUAUAGCAGCUGACAUGCUCUGCAAUGUUCUGUGAGUGGUUCCGCACUGUUUGCACUGCUGCAGGCGUCUAAAACAAUGCCCGCACUAUUGUGCAACAGCACCCUUGUGCUAAUACAGCAAAUUGCACAAUCUGGCUUGUGGAGCCCAUUACUUCCAAUCUGCAUCAUGCAGUUAGUGCAGAACUGCCCAUGGUGUGCCGAGUGGGCAUGACAGCCAAUGUAUAUUUGUGCAUCGUGGGAUCCCUGACAAAGGGAUGAAGACGACAUUUUGCAUUAUUAUUGUCCCAUUGCUACUCAACUUGUGGAAUGAUGUCAGAGAACUUCAUAAGGGGUGGUUCUUCCUGUGAAAUCAGAUGAGUGUCCUUGCUGGAUGAGGCACCUCAUGGGGCUGAGGUGGACAUGCCUAGAGAGGAAAGACAAUCACUCAGAAAGAUUCAUUCAGCAAUUGGAUGUCAAUACAGUCGGGAUGUGCACGGAACCAGUUCAGAGCUGGAGGCCCUUUAUGGACCUCUCAACCUGUUUGAAAGUCAGGUGGUUCAGACUGUUCAAAGGUGGGGGGGAUAACUUUAAGGACUGGGGAGGGUGCUCUUAAACCACCACCCCCGCCAUCACUUCCCCCCCACCAGCGCUGUCAUUGAAAUCAGUUCUGCAGGGCGGCAGCAUACCUCCUUGCCACCCUGGUACAUUGCGGGUCAGAAGUGGCCGCUGCGUGUGCACACAUCACAACAUGCGCACGAGUGAGCUCAAUGUGCUCAUGCAUGUCGCAACGUGCACACCUGCAGCGGACACUUCUGACUACUUCCAGUCCGCAACGUACUGGGGUGGGAAGGAGGUACGCUGCUGCCCCGCAGGACCAAUUUCAAAGACAGAUUUGGGGGGGGGAACGUGAUGGGGGGUAAGAGCACACACACCCAGUCUUUAAAGUUAUUUUCCCCCUCCCUUUGAACCUGUUCCGUGCACAUCCCUACUAUACAGUACCAAUCUCAGAACUGCAUUAAAGCAAAGAAAACUGAAAAAGUAUUAGGAAAUGGUUGAUGGAGACAACCAUUUCCUUUUUAAUCUUGUCUAGUUGUGUGUGGUUUGUCAUUGGUUUGGAUCCAUCUGAGUCAAUAAUCCCAUGAUUCUUUAGGUUAAUGGAGGACUAAACCACCCCUUUAUUUAAUUUGCUCAUUUAACUGGCAUGCAAGCUAAAUGAGAAAGUGGAACACCAUCACCUGUAGGGGAAAGUUGACCUUACCUCUUAAGUGUACGAAUUAAAGUUGUAUCAAAGGUGAUGUGCUUAAUGCAUUGUUUUUUGGUUGUUUUUUUUAAUUUAAGUUAAAGUUAGCACAUUUCUCCAUCAGGGAGAAAAAGUGUAUUCCAAACAAUGUUGAUGCCAUCUGCAAAACCAGAUCCAAGAAUACCAUGGAUCUGGGAUUCCUUUAUUCUAGACAUUUGGUCUACAGACAUUUGGUCUACAGACAUUGUUUGCUAUGUUAUGCUAUAAUAAACAUACCCACUGAAGUACACAAAAGUGAUUAAGAAAAAACACUGUUUCUUUAAGGAUAAUAAAUUGUUUGUAAAUUUAUAAAGAGCAUAAUCUGUAAGGCCUUAUCUGAAAUAUGUAACAGUACAUUAAAGGAGCCUUGCCAGA